AUGGAUGCAGUUGUUCGCACUAAACAGGCUAGUCAGUCUCCUAUUGUUCGGCAAUUGUGGAAACUCUUGGUUCAGCAGAUUAUGUCACUGUCCACCCUGUUGCAACAGAUUCUCAGUAGCCCGAAUGCUCAACUGCACAUUGAUCGGCUGUUGGACACCUUUGCAGCCUCUACGUUAGUCAAAUACAUGAAUGCUUUGCGGCAGUUCUUCCAGGUGUGCAUGGAUCUCAGAGUGGAUUUGGAAACGAUUGCCGGAGUUCAGCUGGCAGAUGUUUUCCUGGCUUGUAGACUUUCUAGAUCCACUGCUCAUGGGAUGGCCCACGUGAAUGUCAUUGUCAAAGCAGUGCGCUGGGCAUAUCGAACUUUGCAAGUCGAUUGUUUUUCCAUAGCACUGGGGUCAGUUAUUUCUUCAUUUCAUAGAACAGAGGCAGGUGAUCGGCGGGAAAGCCUCCCAUUUUCCUUGUUUGCCCUCAUGCAUUUUGAACGACGGAUUCUGAUGCGGGAGUGCUUGGACCAUGAAGUGGUGACACUGGGAACGUUUUUGUUCCUUGCCUUUUCGUGCCUUCGGUUUUCGGACGUGCAAAGGACAUCGCCAUCAUCCCUGCAUUGGAACGGUGAUACCCUCAGAGGAACCUGUUGGCGAACCAAGACCAGUCGGGCUGGCCAGCCUUUUGGCUUGAUUGGAUGUGGCUUUCUGUCCAAAGGGACAUUUACCUGGUUAUUCAAAUUUCUCACAGUGUUGGAUCAGAUUUUUGCUUUGCAUGGUGAUGGAUCAGAGGCGCCCCCCGAUCCCAUCGAUUUGCUUGAGGAUGAGAAGCCAUCUGAAUCGAGCGCUGAAUCGUGCAACUCCACCGACAUUGACCCAGGUAACCCUCAGCGGACCUCCAGUGAGCGACACGUCAUUCUUUAUCAUUGCAGCAAACUCACAGCUUAUCGCCAAGGUGAUGGAAUUGGAGCGCCUUAUGAGCUUGCUAAGGACCACAGUGAGGCUCACUUGGAACACCAGUUGUGGGAGUUGCGUGAGCAGUACCGCUGCAAUUUCCAGCAGUUCAAAAGCGCCGAGGCAUGGAUGCAGUUGUUCGCUACUCAACAGGCUAGUCAGUCUCCUAUUGUUCGGCAAUUGUGGAAAUUCUUGGUUCAGCAGAUUAUGUCAGUGUCGACCCUGUUGCAACAGAUUCUCAGUAGCCCGAAUGCUCAACUGCACAUUGAUCGGAUGUUGGACACCUUUGCAGCCUCUACGUUAGUCAAAUACAUGAAUGCUUUGCGGCAGUUCUUCCAGGUGUGCAUGUAUCUCAGAGUGGAUUUGGAAACGAUUACCGAAGUUCAGCUGGCAGAUGUUUUCCUGGCUUGUAGACUUUCUAGAUCCACUGCUCAUGGGAUGGCCCACGUGAAUGUCAUUGUCAAAGCAGUGCGCUGGGCAUAUCGAACUUUGCAAGUCGUGCCCCCCGAUCCCAUCGAUUUGCUUGAGGAUGAGAAGCCAUCUGAAUCGAGCGCUGAAUCGUGCAACUCCACCGACAUUGACCCAGCCAUGGAUCUAUCUCAGAUGUUGGCUUCUGCAAAUGUCAACCCUUUGCAUGCAGAUCAUUUGAUCCAAGAUGGUUGGACAGCUUCGCAUUUUGCACUUUUAGCUGACGACGGCAGUCAGUUUGAUGCGGCCAUUCUGGAGAUUUUUCCAGAUAAACUGGAGCCCUUGGAAAGGGCAGCUUUAAAGCUGGCGUGGACAAAAUGCCGACAUCCUGCUUCAGGAUCAGCGCCGGAAGGUGCAGCAUCUCUGGAUAGCGUCGCGUCAAACUCCUGGUCGGAGACUUUUGCCUCCAAAUUGACUCAAGCAGUAGUCAGCCAAUUGAAGACAACUUUCAAAACGAAUUAUCCAGCAGAAGUUCUUCUACCUGAGAAUACUCCUAGCCUACGCUUAUUGUCAACCAUAGUUCACCGGAAGUCGAAGCUUGAUUUCCGUCGGAUUCCCUGGAAAAUUCGUCUCAGUGCUGCGAAGAGUGAUGAAAUCACAACCUUGAAGUCGUCUCGACUCGCUAAAUCUGCAGGACUCACCUUGCAUACAAUGCUUUUGGAUGAUCCCCCAUCGUUAGAAGUAUCGAAUGGGGCUUUUGGCAUGCAUGCUCUGCGUCAAAUGUUUGAAACAUUCGCCAUCGGUAUGGCUAUGGCAGAAGUGGCCCACCUAUCUUCUUUGAAGCAGUACUAUUUGAAAUUCCUCCAGUUGAUGAGUCAACGUUUGGAGCCAGACACGGGGCUGAGACCCGUGACUAUUCUUGAAGCUCAGGAGGCAGACAAAACACUGAUGACAGUUGUGGCUGAUCUUGUUUUGGAAAGGCACUGGACGUGGGAUGACGCUUUGUAUGAAGUUACCUACAUCAGAGCAGAUCUGAUGUCCAUGCCACAGCCUAGGCCACGCUUGCCUAAAACUGCGGCCUCUACAUCUACGGGGUCACAGUAUGGCAAAGGGCCUGUGGUAAGUCGCAUGGAGCUCAGCAGCAUGCAGCUUCCCCGCAAUGAUCUAGCAAAGAGAUUGCGAGGACACCCCAUGUGCCCUGACAACCACUCGGCAAUGGUGCUCUUGCUCCGGCGUAUCGCUGACAAACAGCCGAGUAAGUGCGUACAGGGGCCCUGGCAUUCCUUCGAAUACGAUAACUGA
This is a messenger RNA of Cladocopium goreaui, 2649 nucleotides long. The record is from the annotation of a GenBank genome assembly. NCBI's taxonomy places the organism in Eukaryota, Dinophyceae, Suessiales, Symbiodiniaceae.